AAAAAUUAUUCUAUAAAUGUCACUAUCCGAUCCUGCUUUAAGAUCCUGGUUCAGGAUCUUAAAAUGUCCAUAUUGAGUUAUUUCUUCGGCAAGAAAGAAACGCAAUUUCUGAAAAGGACGAUGCUUCCAUGCACAAUGGAAUGAAGUGUAUUAGUACUCAUUGCAGUAGUCGCGAUCCGUAAACUCGUCAGACAGUUCAACGAGCCGAAUGAUCAUCGCGGUCGUUCCCGAAAUCAUUCCGUAUUUUUUCCGUUGUCUCGACUGUGUCGAAUUUCGCGUAUCACGAAGAAGAAUUCACUCGCGACGGUUUGGCCGCUUAGAUUCACGACAUCUCCAUCCAUUUAUCAUCGGUAAUACGUCACAGCCGAGUCGGGGCGGGUGGUCCCGGCGAUUCUACUUGGAGAAACUUGAAUAAAAGCCCGAUUGAAAAAUCGACGAGACCAUAAGUCUUGUCGUCUUGUCGCCGGGGAAAAGGGGUUUUCCCACAGAGAAUGAGAAUACUUUCGGUGCUCGGUACCUUCGCGGUUUUAAUUGCCGGUCAGGAUACGAACACCGUAGUGUUCCCCUUUGUUUCCGGAAAUGGCUCGUCUUUGGAGAUGGGAGGUAAAAUCGAGCUUCAAUCGGAUAUGACGCGAGCAGUUCUUGCGACUCUCGCACCGUCGCAGCCGCAGCCGCAACCGCAGCCGCAGCCGCAGCCGCAGCCGCAGCCACAGCCGCAGCUGCAGCCGAUGCUGCCCUCGGAUUACUUUUUCCCUGUGCCUAAACGAACGUUUCUGCAUCACAGAAGUGAAAACGUGCCGUAUGGAUAUGAAUAUCCCAAUGUUGGGUAUCCAGUAGCACACUCAAUAGAACACUCCAUCGUCCCUUCGUCGAAACAGCUUGUAAUAGUCAGUUUCAUCGGUCUCUUAUUGCUUUUGGCAAUUAUACAAAAUACGCUUAGUGCUAUUAAGCGGAAAGAUGCAAUAAUGGAUCUAUUAUCGUCCAGGCAAAAGCGGGACGUUUAUGCUACCCAUGAUUUUCAUUCUGUGACGCCGGAGGAAGAAGAGAUUCUAAAUAGCGAUGCUAGAGUACGGUGUAUACAGAGGACAAUAUGUCUUGAAAAUCGCAAACUCUUUAGAGAUCUGGGUGCACCGGGUAAGAUGCUGGCGAAGCAUUUAACGAAAAAUAUAGAGAAAUCAUUCAAAUUAGUCACAGGUUGGGAUCGUCUUGUGAAAGAUGCAGGUGCAGCAGGAAUUCGAGGUGAAAACUGUGAUGUCCUUUACAGAGAUUGCGAGAUUCCUGUACCUAGGAAAAUAACAAAUAACAUUCUGAGAAAUAUAAAAAAACCGUGAUAAUCUUAAUUCAAAUCGUUAAUAUCAAAAGUUAUAAUUCACUAUUCAUACAUAUUUGUUUUUUGUACAAAUAUUUGUUUUAUAACAAUUAAAUUAUGUA
Molecule: messenger RNA, 1431 nt
Organism: Pogonomyrmex barbatus (red harvester ant)
Lineage: Eukaryota; Metazoa; Arthropoda; Insecta; Hymenoptera; Formicidae
Source: RefSeq, a predicted model, not a curated record